AUACAUUUACAAAGAGAAAUAAAAUGGAGUUGCCUGUGCUGGAUAAAUUCUGCUUCGUGUUCAAUUUGAGGGCGGGGUGCAUUUCUAUGGGUAUUAUUAAUUCGCUGCUGACGUUCUUGCUGGCCGUUAUCAUGAUAACCUUCGCUGUGGAUAUCAAGGACGCGGCGGACUCGAAGGACGGCGAGCCGAUGUCAUCUGUUGUCUACACCAUCGUCGUGCUCAUCGUUGUGCUUCUCUUCCUCAAGUUUCUUCUCGACUUUAUUUUUGUUUACGCUGUUUACAAGGAAAAAUGCGGCAUCAUGAAAAAUUACUGCAUUUUUUGGAUAGUGUUCAUGGUGUUAUUCAUCAUUGGCUUUCUCAAGACUCUGUUCCACAUGUCCGCAGGGUACGUCAUCGCCGAAAUAUUGUUCUUGGCGGAAAACUUCUAUUCGAUCGUCGUGAUCCGGAGCUACCUGAUAUCGAUCAACGAGGAUGGCGUGCUAUAAUCACGUAUCGAGUAGUCAUUAAAAGUUAAUCGGUGUCUGCAGUACUCGUAGAAUAUGUUUUACGUUUUUGUGAUAAUUUCUCAUCAGAAAUACUCCGAAUGUUUUAACGGUUAGUUGUUAAUUGGACGACUAAGUUUUGCACAACGUAUUGCGAUUAACCCUAAACAUGACGUAAAUAGAAAUAAAGUAGUAAGACAGUCGACUGUCUCGCUGGUGAGGAAAUACGUUUAGAAAUACUAAGUAAACCAAAAUGACACCCAAAUUGUUCGAAGAAAUAAAUAAAUAAUGGUCGGAUGGUAUGUUUGCAUAAAAAAUUAACUUACCACUCAGAGUUUUUACGUCGACAACUGGACAAAGUUCUCUCCAGGAGAAUUGCCACAAUGGGCACAUUUGAGGCGAGAAAUCUUAUUAAUAUAAUACAGGGAGAGGCUCUCCCUUUGUGGAAUAUUGUAAUUGGAAAACUUCGGAGUAAGUCUUAAUUAUGCGUUAGCAAUUAUUAAACAGUAGUAGGUGUGUGUAUCCACAUUACAGUGCGUUCUGUUAUUAGAGUUGUAUGGAGUGGUGUUCAAUGCAAAGCAUAAAAUGUCAGAUGAGCAAACAAUCCUAUUGAUGAUUGAUAACUUUUGUCGGAUUUUGAACUGUAUUUACUCACAACUUGCAAAACAAAGGGCGCUACGAUCUUUGAAGUCAUCCAUUAGCCGCACAGACGCCCGACGAGAAGUUAUGAGGUAUUUCGGACCGCACCGAAGUUGAUGCACAAAUUGCACGAGAUCAUAAGAAAUGAAAAAAGUAAUUUGUAGGGUAGAAUGACGUCAAAAGGACCAAAGUAUUGAAGAGAAAAAUGAUAUGUUUGUGUAUGUACGGAACGGAGCGUAUCAAAGUUUUGUGUUUAAUUAUAAAUGAAAACGUGCUUUUUCAAAAUGGUUACCUAUGUAUUUGAACCCGCGUUCACGAUGUUUUUACAAAUCAAAAUAAACAGCGAUUAAUAGGACAACUACUUACCUAUGUACGCCACUGUGUUGACGAGAUGCAAAAAAUAGAUACCUACAGUAAAAGCGGACAACAAGGUACACUGUUCUUAUAAACACAUAUAUUACUUAGUUACAUGUAACAAGUUUUAGUAGGUACGAUUUAUUUACAAAGAGGUAACCAUUUUCGAGCUGCAUUUAAAAUUAUGAUUGCUAACGAAAACCGUAAUGUGAUUUUGUCAAAGCAUUUGUUUACAAUGUGGUUGUGAAGUUAUCGGCUAUGGCGGAAACAUACAGCCGAAGUAAUUCGUUGUUGAUUUGUUCAUGUUUAAUGUUUAUUGUCUUCCAAACGUAGAGUUAAGAAUCGCUGUUUUUGUUAGAACAUUUUGUUGACUAUUUGAGAGUUCCAUAAGAGAGGCCUGUGUGGACCGCUUCUCAUUAGGUGUUUAAAAGUGAAGAGUUUAUAUAAAUCGUAUGAUGGGUGAUAUGAGUUUCCCCGCUGUAACAAAACUAAAGACAUAUUCAAAGAAAAUGAAGCUUUUUACCGACAAAUUUAUUAAAUCCGUUAUACUAAAAGGCAUAUCUUUCUACAACAACACGUUUUGUACAGAAUUUACAAUUUAUUACAUUUUGUAUACAAAUAAUCGAUGUAUUUUGUGUGUGUUUAUUCAAGU
Molecule: messenger RNA, 2127 nt
Organism: Hyposmocoma kahamanoa
Lineage: Eukaryota; Metazoa; Arthropoda; Insecta; Lepidoptera; Cosmopterigidae
Exons: 4
Coding region: 24-485 (153 amino acids)
Source: RefSeq, a predicted model, not a curated record